UGUUUCCUCGCUAUGUAACAUCUAUCAAUCUGUCUGUCUGUCUGUCUGUCUGUCUGUCUGUCUGUCUGUCUGUCUGUCUGUCUGUCUGUCUGUCUGUCUGUCUGUCUGUCUGUCUGUCUGUCUGUCUGUCUGUCUGUCUGUCUAUCUAUCUAUCUAUCUAUCUAUAAAUCUGUCUCUCUAUCUCUGGUUGGGGCCCCUGCUGUGGCCCUCUUGUUCUUCUCUGAAGAGGCAGACAUGUUUAUGUGCAUGUGUGUAUUGUGAGGGUUACAGCCCGUGCUCAAAGGCGGGGCCUGUUUGCAGAGUGUGGGUCCUCAUUGGUCGACGGAGGCCCUCCCCCCUCCUUUUUAAAAGCCUGUAUUUUCACCUGAGUUACAAAAGAGCUGCUGCUCCUCACCCAUCCACUGUGUCUUCUUAAAGAACACAUUUCUUCAAAACAAGAAAAGGAACUCUCAGAAUCUCUUUAAGGAAACUUUCAGUGAGUAUAAAAGUCUAGCAGAAAUUGAGGAAGAAACGUAUCACACCCUUGUGAAGCCCUGAGAUCUUGAAAACGGAACAUUUCUCCGCCCCGUCAUCUCGCUGCGCGCCACUAUGCCGGGAGUCGUGGAUCGUAUGGAGCUAAGCAAAGUCUCCACGGAGGCUGAUGACGACAGCAACGACAGCCUGGACGACUGCUACACAGAGCCCAUUGACGCGGAGAAGGCCACCAUCGACAGUCAGUUUAUGGAUGACAACGAUGAUGCAGAAAGCCAGAAGUUCCUGUCGAAUGGGCUGAUGAAGAAGAAGAAGUAUGAAGAAUACCAUGAAGAAUAUCAUCCUGGCCACACCUCCUUCGGGAUGUCUGUCUUCAACCUGAGCAACGCCAUCAUGGGCAGCGGUAUCCUGGGCCUGUCCUUCGCCAUGGCAAACACUGGCAUCAUUCUCUUUUCACUCCUCCUCUUCGCCGUGGCCAUCCUCUCCUUGUAUUCUGUUCACCUGCUCCUCGUGACGGCAAAAGAAGGAGGAUCUCUCAUCUAUGAAAAGCUUGGGGAGAGAGCAUUCGGUUGGCCUGGCAAAAUGGCAGCAUUUAUAUCGAUAACCAUGCAGAACAUUGGAGCCAUGUCCAGCUACCUCUUUAUUGUGAAGUAUGAGCUGCCCGAGGUGAUCCGAGCUUUCUUGGGCUUAGAAGAAAUAUCUGGUGAAUGGUACUUGAAUGGAAACUACCUGGUGGUGUUUGUGUCCAUCGGGAUCAUUCUGCCUUUGUCUCUCCUGAAAAAUCUGGGAUACCUGGGCUACACCAGUGGCUUUUCGCUCUGUUGCAUGGUCUUCUUCCUGUGCGUGAUGAUCUACAAAAAGACGCAGCUGCCCUGCCCUCUUCCUUUCUUCGCCCACCACUCGGCCAACCUCACCAUGAACGCCUCGGACGCGUCGGGGCUGUACCUGAUGCAGAACCACUCGCUGCAAAUGGAUUUCUCUCGAGCCGACAUGUCGCCGGCGGUCAAGGGCAGCCACGACGCCCACCUCUCCACCGGUGUGCACGUUGAGCCCCACCCUGACGACGAGGAGAUGUGCACGCCCAAGUACUUUAUCUUCAACUCGCAGACGGCGUACACCGUGCCGAUCCUGGCCUUUGCCUUCGUGUGCCACCCGGAGGUCCUGCCCAUCUACAGUGAGCUGAAAGAUCGCAGCAGGAAGAAGAUGCAGAACGUUUCCAACCUGUCCAUCUUGGCCAUGCUCGUCAUGUACAUGUUAUCGGCGCUGUUUGGCUACCUCACCUUCUACGGGAACGUGGAGGCAGAGUUGCUCCACACCUUCACCAAGGUUUAUAAGUUCGACACCAUGUUGCUGCUGGUGCGCUUGGCCGUUCUCACCGCCGUCACCCUGACUGUGCCCAUCGUGCUCUUCCCUAUCCGCUCCUCCAUCACCACAUUGUUAUUCAGCGGUCGAGAGUUCAGCUGGACUCGCCACCUGCUGAUCGCCGCCGCAAUUCUGGCCUUUAACAACUUGCUGGUGAUCUUCGUCCCGACCAUCAGAGACAUCUUCGGCUUCAUCGGUUCUUCUGCAGCGACUAUGCUCAUCUUUAUCCUACCUGCUGCCUUUUACAUCCGCCUGGUGAAAUCAGUGCCAUACCGUUCCCCGCAGAAGAUCGGGGCAUCCGUCUUCCUGGUCGUGGGAAUCAUCUUCAUGAUUGGCAGCUUGACACUCAUCGUCCUCGACUGGACCCACAACCCCCCAGGCUCCAACAGCGGCCACUAAGCCCCUCAUCCUCUCUCCUUAGAUCCACGUGUGCAGCAAUGCCCCGAGCAGCACCACCACCACCACAACCCAAAUCAAGUUCUCCCACAGCCUCAGCUGCUCCCACAUCUGGGGAUGGGGUUCUUCAGAGGCUCCCUGCAUCACAUUUUUAACAUCAAUCUUAGAACCUCAACAUAAAGACAAAGAUUUGCUGCACUGGGUUAAGACAUCUUCAGUUUUUGCUCCAUAGAAUAUCACUGGAGUGACUUUUUUUUAGCUCGUUUUAUUGUUUUUUGUCUUGUAGGGUUUUUAUUUUUUGUUGCUGUGAAGCUCUGGAUGUGACACGAUCAAGAGGAUCAAAACUCAGAGAGGGAGGAACAGACUCUUGUUUAACCUGCAAGUAAGCCAGCCUGAAAUCAUCCUCUUCAUCAUCAUGACCAUCAUCAUUACUUCCAGCUAUGAAGAGACAGAACAAACACACAUUGUGUAGCAAUCACUUACAGAUCUGUGAACUGCAAUUUGCAUGGCUGGAAAGACAAUGCGAGUCCCUCAGUGCUCUGUGCACCUGAAGGUGAAGUGUGUUGUCCUCCAUGAAACAAGGAGCACUUAGCGCUAGCAUUACACUUCACUUGGUGUGUAGAGCUAAUAUACAUUUGCGCACGCAUAUGCACAAAUGUAAACAUAUUGAAACACUACAGCUGUUCAUGCAAAAGAAGAAAUCAAUCAAAGCUGUCGGCUGAUCUCAAAGCAACGGUUAGUCUGUAACUUCAUUCAGUCACGUAGAACUUGUAUUCUGGAAAUCUUGGUUUAAUUUGCUAACAAUCAGAAGCUUUGCCAAAGUCGACAUGCACAUACAGCUUUAGUUGAUCGGGCUCACACUAGAGUUUCCCGUCUCCACAGCUUCCUCGUCAGCUGUUGUCAUCCCGGCUGCCCACACAAAGCGUGAUGAGGCUUUCGCUAUUACUGUCACAUCUGAACACGCUAAGUAUGAAUGUACAUAAGUUAGGUUAGCUACUGGAAAUAAAAUAGUGUUGUACAUAAUAUCUUACUUGACCUCAUACGGCUCUUUGCCUUUCACGUUUUAUGAAGUUGAAUUAGCCUUUUGAACUCAAAUAAACACCCACUGGAAUAAUUUAUGAGGCACUUGACAGUGCUGUACAAGUAUAUAUAUGUAUAACAUCAAUUUUAAAGUUUGCAGUUUAGAUAAGUACAAUUGGGCAUUUUAAAAAAUGAAUUCAAAUCAACCAGCAGAGCCAAACUGGAAGGCUAAUUUUAAAAUCACAUGUCAAUUCAAGAUGCCAAGACUGUAAGUGAAAUAUUUCAACUUGUGUCAUACCAUACUAGUCACAUGCUAGUCCCAAAUGUCAUUGAAGAAUAUAAUGUAAGGCCUUACUUUCUUUUGUAACGUCAUUAUGUGCCUAUUAAGCUAAAAAAUAUUUUAAUAUUUAGGAGAAUGCAGUUAUUUGUUUUGAUUCUUUAACCAAAGUUUGAAGAGAAGACGGAGCACUCUCACAUCUGUAAUCGAAAUAUCGAACAAAAGUUACAGCCAGCAAGCAAUUAGCUUAGCAUAAAAAAUUGAGUGUGGGAAAAUGUCAUUCUAACUACCAAUAAAACCACAAUUUUAACAUUUUGGUUUUCAUAAAAAUUAGAUUCAAUUUCAUCUUUCAAUGAUUAACCUCUAGAAGUGAUGCUUGGUGGAUUAAUUAAUCCAUGCUGACCGCUUUCCCGCAUUUUCACCCUUUAUGCUAGGUUAAGCUCACUGUCUCCAGGCGCUAGUUUAAAAUUUCGCAUACAGACAUGAGAGUGACUUAAAUCUCCAUUUGUCAACAAGUUAAAACAGUUUUCUAUCCCCGCAAAAUGUCCAAGUUUUCUUCCUAGGAGUCGUGAUUUGGUAAACAAUAUCAGACUCUUUAAGACACUUGUUGCGACGGAGGAGCCGGCUACAGUACUGAUACCUACUGUUCAUGCAGAGGAUGUGACCGAUGUAUGCAAGACAGUAAACCAAGCUCAAAACUAUGCUUAUUUUCUAACGUCGGACUCAAAUUAUGAAAUCUGUGUCUUUAAAUGGUCUUGUUUUCCUUUAUCAGGGAAAAGGUUUUUGUUAGUGUUACUGUUCCAGUAAAUUGAGACAUGUUUGUGAGCACUUGAAGCAGAGCACACAGGUCACUUUGUCUGUCUUGUUCACAAGAAGGACGCUCAGUCAUUAAGCUCAUUGGAAUGAAAAUCAGGUAGUUACAUAGUUUCAGUAUUCACUCUGCCGUUGCACACACUUUUAAGGUUAACUGACAUAUUUUAUCAAAACUUUUAAUCAGCUUAAAGGAUAAAUCUCUUUUUAUUUAUCCAUUUCUUUAACUGGGGCCUUUGGUAGAAUCAAUGACAGCGACAUCAACAGCCCAGAAUUGCUCAUUUCACUUUUCCUCCUGUGCCGUUAUGUGUCAUGAACACAUCCAGCCAAAGUGGACAACAUUUAUAGAUCCUUUACGGAUCUAUGUACAUGAAACAAAUAGAUAUUUCAAAUGAAAUAGUGUAUUACGUGCAUGUUUUUGGAUUACAAACAUGGUCUUUUUGGACAAUUGUAUAUGCUCUGUAAAUAAUCUUUAUUUUAUGGUACACUUUCACUCAUUGUGAGUAGGUUGUUGGGGGAUUCUACCUUACAAGUCUUCUGCAAUCCAGUGUUUUUUUAGUAUAUAUAUAAAUAUAUAUAACUUGUAUUAGAUGUUUUUCUUGCUGUAAAACUGUAGUUUUUUUCCCCCUUUUUUGAAGCUUGUAUAUUUGUAGAAAAUGUUGGUCUCUCAAUAUAUCCAUUGUUAUGUUUAAAGGUUAACUUGUCAUAUAAGGAUGAAUCAAUCGAUUAACCGCCGGCUUCAUAAUAGUUUAUAACUUGGUUUUCUCAGAAAUCUCGGAAACAUGGCAGCGAGUUUCUGUUGCUGACUGGCCCCGGCUAAGCACCAAUGUGUUUGAAGCCAAGCCACAAGCAAGAAGUGUUGACGUUUUGCCCACACGUCAGGAAGGUUCCUACUGUAUACAACAUUUUGAUCAUUUGUAAUAAUAGUUAAAGGUUUUUCUGUUUUUUAUCAAAUGACACCUAAUAGCGGAAUAACAGAACUAACAACAACCUUCUUUCUGCGAGCUCUGAAACUCAGUCGUAGUUCUUACAUUACUGUGGCUUACAAUCUUUAUCACUACUGUUAAAAACAUCCACUCUUAGUGAGGUGUUAUGCAUAACAUCAUAUUUUGUGAUGUAACCUGAACUGAAUCUUUUCAAGUAAUCAUAGACUCCACUUUCAAUAUCUGCUAUGAAUGUUCAACAAUGGAUUCUACUUGGUUUGAAAGCCCAGUGUACUGGUUCUGAUUUAAUUUGACGAACGUUUGCCUGCAACUUCAUUCACGUCCUGCUGGAGAUGUGUGUCUUCCACAAGUUCGGGUUUCAUCUUUUCAAAAAGCAUGUUUUUAACAGAAUGCUCCCGGCACUACACCUCUACCCCUUUUAGUAUCUCAGGUAUUCAGUCUUGAUGAAUUCUUUCAUCUUACUUUUGGAUAGAUUAAAGUUUCUUCACCUCUUUUGCAUGAUUGAGCCAAGACGUACAAUGCUGUUGUAUAUUGAGCUGGCCGAGAAGAGAUGUUGUCAUGUGGAUUUGUAAAUGUUAGACAAGUUCCCAGCUAAUGUUGACAGUGUUUCGAGACGAGUUGUACAGAACCACCUGCCUUAUUUUUCUAUGGACCCUCAGCCGUGGACAAGCUCAUUGUUUCUGCUGUUCACUGUGUGUCUGCUUCCUGUGGAUCAGGCCGCACAUUCAGAUGUGUAAUUUUACCCAAACAAGGGGGGUGUUUGUUUUUUAUCAGUGAUGCUGUUUCAUUAUUGAUGACCAAUAAAAAAAUGUGAAAUGAAAAACAA
Messenger RNA from Limanda limanda (common dab), 6106 nucleotides. It is a transcript of the gene slc38a4, whose product is annotated as solute carrier family 38 member 4. Gene Ontology annotation, biological process: amino acid transmembrane transport. The record is from RefSeq and is a predicted model, not a curated record. The coding region runs from base 589 to 2232 and encodes 547 amino acids. Gene Ontology annotation, molecular function: amino acid transmembrane transporter activity. The transcript has 16 exons. NCBI's taxonomy places the organism in Eukaryota, Metazoa, Chordata, Actinopteri, Pleuronectiformes, Pleuronectidae.